Prinia subflava (tawny-flanked prinia) is the source of this 2005-nucleotide messenger RNA. RefSeq names its product coiled-coil domain containing 82 (gene CCDC82). Gene Ontology annotation, cellular component: nucleus. The record is from RefSeq and is a predicted model, not a curated record. Lineage: Eukaryota; Metazoa; Chordata; Aves; Passeriformes; Cisticolidae. Bases 292 to 1713 code for a protein of 473 amino acids. The transcript is spliced from 8 exons.
UCCCGCGCGCGGCAGCUGAGGAGCCGCGCGGCGGGAAAGGGCGGCACGCGGGUAACGGCGGGAAGCGGCGGGGCGCGAGCCGGACGGGCCUUACAACGGCCCCGGAACCGCCGGGAGCCGGAGCCGACCAGGGCAGCGGCAGCGGCAGCGGCACCCCAGACCCGGCUCCUUCAGAGCAGCCACGGCGGGCGCUUCUGCGGGACCUGAGUGAGGUGUAGCCUCUCGAGAAGUGGCUUUGCGUGCUGAGUUUUGUUUGGUGCUGGUUUCCGCGUGUGUUGCUACAGCUUUCCGAUGGGGGUAAAACCAGCUGUCAGAAGAUACGAAACAAGAAAUAGGGCAGCAGGGACAGAGGUGCCAUCGUCCAAGUCCCGAGUGGACUGGAGACGCACCAGAAGGGCGCUCAUACUGCCCGACAGCACCGACGAGUCCUCGGCCGCCGAGGAGGAGGAGGAGGAGUCCAGCACAUCGGAAAGUGAAAUCGAUGGAAAAGGUCGAACGGCUGCGAAGAACAGUCUUUCAGACCGGGAGGAGAAGGACCGCAGUGGGGAAGGAACAGAAGAUGGUGACGAUGAGUGCGUUGUGCCUGGGAAGCGUAAGAGCCUGAGCACCUUUGUCAUGUAUGACAGCGACGAGAGUGAGGGCAGUGACAUACUGGUCAGAAAGGUUUCUGCCAAACGCCGCUGUAUCAUGGAUGACGAUGAGAGUUCUGAGGAACGGCAGCGUGAUAAAAUGUGCCCUACAGAGAAUGUUUCUACGAGUAGCAAACAGAAAGUGCUUGCAAAAUUGAAAGAACUUGUAAGACAAAGCACAGCUCGGAGAUCCUGCAGCAGUGCAAAUUGUGAGGAUUCUAAUAGUGAAGCGCCAAUGGAAGAGGAACCACUCUGCCAGUUGCUUCCAGCACCGUCUGAAGGUAGUGAAACUGACAGUAGCAGCUUAAAAGAUUUUGUAGUAGAGGAAGACGAUGAUGAUGAUGACUUUGACAACACAGAGCAUGCGAAGAGUGAAAAUCAGCCACAUCAAAAGCAGCCAAAUCCAUCAAACAGUGAGCUGCUGGCACACUACAUCCCACAGUUGUCUCGCUGUGAUCAUUCUGUACACUUCAAAAGAAUAGUAAAGGCUUUCCUCAUAAAUGCAAUUGAUGACACUUUCCUGAGCUCAUUGUAUGAUGGAACAAGACAAAAGAAGUAUGCACAAGAUAUGCUGCUCUCACUUCAUUAUUUGGAUGACCGCUUCAUUCAGCCUCGUCUGGAGAACUUAAUCUGUAGAAGUCGCUGGAAAGAUCGAUACAAGGAGCGUGUGGAUUGUUACCCAGAUGUUCGCAUCAGUUUGAAAAAUCCAGAAAACAUGUCUUGUCAGGCCUGUGAAUUGAAGCGGUGGUGCAAGUUCAAUGUGUUGCUCUCUGGAAGGCUUUACAAUAGUAAAACUUUGGAAGUGGAUGACUUCAUGUCAGAUGAUAAACAGGUUUUGAAGGUUGGCACGGUGUGUGCGAAUCGUACAAGAGUUUAUCACAACUUGAAACACUUCAAGUACAAGUUGUACAUGGAUUGCAGCUCUGUUGCUGGAUUGGAUGGUGUUGAGGAUGAACCAGUCAAAGACACUGUAGAGCGGCUUUUCAGCCACUUGGAAGAGAGUGGAUGGAUUCAGAAGAGAUAUAAUGAUCUUGAAGUUUACAUGGAAGAUGCAGACAAUUUUCAAGAAGAGAAAAUUGAUUAAGAGGUCAUACAGCUCUUUGAAAGACAUCUUGAAAAAUGUGAAUGCCCUACUUCAUCAGCAUGCACUUUAUCUCUGCUUGGACUUCGAGAUUUCUAUGUAGGCUCUUACCUCUAAAUUCAUAUGCCUUUAAAUUACUGUUUGAUAAUGUGCUCUAUCUUUUUUUUUUCUCAUCUGUGUCAAUAUAAACCCAAACUUUUACCAAAUCAGUCCUUCCAGUCUUACUGCAUUAAUCACUUUAAGUUUCCUGCUGUCAGAAAUAUCAGUUCAAUAUCUAUUUACUUGUGAGAUAAAA